Molecule: messenger RNA, 879 nt
Organism: Sclerotinia sclerotiorum 1980 UF-70
Lineage: Eukaryota; Fungi; Ascomycota; Leotiomycetes; Helotiales; Sclerotiniaceae
Exons: 3
Coding region: 1-879 (292 amino acids)
Biological process (GO): transmembrane transport
Cellular component (GO): Golgi membrane; endoplasmic reticulum membrane
Molecular function (GO): UDP-N-acetylglucosamine transmembrane transporter activity
Source: RefSeq, a predicted model, not a curated record
AUGGCUCGACGACGCCGCGCCGACUCAGCAGGAGGAACGCAGCAGCAAAUCCCCAUGACAAUUCCACGCCGACGAUCCACGCUGCGUGAAUUGCAAGCAUCGAAUAACGAGACGGAUGUCGUAGCCCCCAAGGUGAUUAAUGCAGCUCCGUCGUUGGAGAAGGCGGAAAUGUACGGAACUCUUAUGACAUUUGUCCAAUUCUUCUUUGUAGCCGUUACUGGCUACAUUUCCCAAUUCGAUCGAAGUCGACCCCCGCUAUUCCUUACUCCGAAUCGUGUCCCGAACGGAGAAGUAGACGAAGAUAUCCCCUCCUUCAACACCGGUCUCAUAAUCCUCUUCAUCGCCCAAGUCCUCUCCGCAAUAAUGGGUCUCUACACAGAAGAAACCUACAAAGAAUACGGACCCCACUGGAAAGAAAACCUCUUCUACUCGCACCUUCUCGCCCUCCCCCUCUUCGCCCCCUUCCUCCCCUCCAUGCACCGCCAACUCCUCAAGCUAGCCUCCUCAACCCCGCUCACCCUCCCCAUCCUCGAAAGCCUGCAAUCACUCCCCUCAGAUCUCCUCACUAAACUCUCGCAUAUCUAUUUACCAAGCCAACUCGUCUUUCUCGCCAUGAACGUCCUCACUCAAUAUGCAUGUAUCCGCGGAGUGAAUCUCCUCGCGGCUGCGUCAUCGGCGCUGACGGUUACUAUUGUGUUGAAUGUGAGGAAAUUGAUUAGUUUACUGUUGAGUAUUUGGUUAUUUGGGAAUAGACUCAGCCCUGGGACGUUGGUAGGUGCCUGUUUGGUAUUUUUUGCGGGCGGAUUGUAUAGUUUAGAUGGUGGGAAAAAGAAAGGGGCGAAUAGACAUAAGAGUACUAGUAACGGGAAGGUGGGCUAG